UGGCUUUAAAUACAGAGACGGGGAGAGACAGAGAAAUUGAAAGAUUUAACGAGGAGGAGGGCGAGGCGAAGCCGCCCGAGUCGCAAGCAAUCUGUUGAAGGCUCGCAUCGCCGCUUUCCUCGUUUGGUUUCUCGCGCCAAUUCCUAGCGCAAGGGAGAAAGUCGCCACCUUUGAACAUCGACGAGACGUGGGACGACCGACCGCUUCGCCAUAUGCGUCUUGUCUGCACGUAACUGGAAGUGCGAAAGGAUGGACUCCGGCGACGACCACGAUGUUCUUGACUCACGCGGGAGGAAAAAACGGUACCACCGGCACACCCCGCGGCAGAUUCAGGACCUCGAAUCGAUGUUCAAGGUGUGUCCGCACCCGGACGAGAAGCAGAGGAUGCAGCUGAGCCGUGACCUUGGGCUGGAGCCGCGGCAGAUCAAGUUCUGGUUCCAGAACCGGAGGACGCAGAUGAAGGCACAACAAGAUAGGUCGGAUAACUGCUUGCUGCGCUCCGAGAACGACAAGAUCAGGUGUGAGAACAUCACGAUGAGAGCGGCUCUUAAAAAUGUCAUCUGCCCUUCCUGCGGCAGCUCCUCCUGCACCGAGGACCCCUACUUCGACGAGCAGAAACUGCGGAUGGAGAACUCGAGGUUGAAGGACGAGCUUGAUCGUGUCUCUAGUCUAGCGUCGAGGUACCUUGGAAGGCCCGUUACCCAGCUUCCCCCGGGACAAUCAGUAUCCAUCUCAUCAUUGGACCUAUCUGUCGGCUGUUACAGUAAUCCAGGGAUAAGCUCUUCCCUUGACCUUGAUCUUCUACUGCGAAACUCUUCCUCUUUUCCAUAUGCGUAUCGCGCGGGCAUUACUGAGCUCGAGAAGCCCCUUAUGAUGGACAUCGCAAGUAACGCGAUGGAGGAAGUUAUCAGGCUUGUGCAGGUGGAUGAACCCCUGUGGGUGAAGUCUGGAAGUGAUGGGAGGGAAAUACUUCAACUUGAGACAUAUGACAGGAUGUUUAAAAGGUCAGGCCAUCAGCUCAAGUUUCCAGAUGUUCGAAUUGAGGCAUCAAGGGGUUCGGCAGUGGUCGUUAUGGAUGCUACGACAUUGAUCGAUAUGUUCAUGGACGCGAGUAAGUGGGCAGAGCUGUUUCCGACAAUUGUUUCAAAAGCAAGGACCAUUGAAGUCCUUUCGUAUGGAAUGGCUCAAAGCAGAAGUGGGUCGUUGGAAUUGAUGUAUGAGGAGCUACAGGUUGUUUCACCAGUUGUUCCUACUCGUGAAUUCUUCUUCUUAAGAUGCUGCCAACAAAUUCAACCAGGCGUGUGGGUGGUUGCUGAUGUUUCAGUGGAUUAUCCUCGGGCUAAUCAGCUCACACCUUUUUCUCAAUCAAAGAGACUUCCUUCUGGCUGUUUGAUCGAGGAAAUGGCAAAUGGAUAUUCUAAGGUGACUUGGGUCGAACAUGUGGAGAUUGAAGAAAAUAAUCUAAUUCCGGUACUCUUCAAGGAUCUGAUAGAUAGUGGAUUUGCAUUUGGAGCACAACGUUGGCUAGCCGCCCUCCAGAGAAUGUGCGAUAGACUUUCUUGCUUAGCCAUUGUCGGACUUCCAACUCGAGAGCUCGGAGCAGUGACACCCUCGGCUGAUGGUAAGAAAAGCAUGAUGAAGCUUGCCCAGAGGAUGGUGAACAAUUUCUGUUCCAAUAUCGGUGCUUCGAAUGAUCACAAGUGGAUCACGCUACCGGGGUUGAAUGAUGCUGGAGUCAGGGUUACACUUCACAAAAACACGGACGCCGGCCAGUCCAGUGGCGUCCUGCUCAGUGCAGCAACUACAAUAUGGCUCCCUAUAUCACCUGAGAGGGUCUUCAGUUUCUUCAAGGAUGAACGAACUCGAGCUCAGUGGGAUGUUCUAUCAAAUGGAAACACCGUCCAAGAGGUAACCCAUAUAAUGACCGGCUCACAUCUAGGGAACUGCAUUUCUCUUCUUCGUGGACUCAAUUCUGGUCAGAACACCAUGUUGAUACUUCAAGAGUGCUGCACCGAUGCGUCAGGUUCUGCGGUGGUCUAUUCUCCGAUCGACAUACCGGCGAUCAACGUAGUCAUGAGCGGCAAAGACCCAUCCUUCAUUUCUCUUUUGCCUUCGGGCUUCACCAUACUGCCAGAUGGGCGAUCAGUGGGGGGACAAGGGGCCUCGUCCAGCUCAAAUCCACUGGGAGGCUCAUCUGGCUCACUGGUCACCGUAGCAUUUCAAAUACUUAUGAGCAGCUUGCCAUCGGCGAAGCUUAACAUGGAGUCAGUAAUGACAGUUAAUAACUUGAUCGGCACCACAGUUCGGCAAAUAAAGGCAGCCUUGAACUGUCCUGAUAUCUGAUUCAUGCUCUGAAGUGAAUUAAAAGCCCACAUUUUACUUCUGCCCCCUGCUUCCUCAACUGCUUCAGAUCUGAUGGACUCUUAAGGCUCUCCUCUCUUUGUAUGUAUGGCAUUCAAGAUAGGAUUUAAAUGGGUCCUCUCGUGUUGGUUGGUAGGCCUUUGAAUGCAUGCUUCCGUUGUGAGCUUGAAUUGCAACUUUAAGAUGCUGCUGUCGUAGCAGCUGUGGUUGCUGCUGCCACUGGUGCCAGCCAGCUUCGGGCCAACACAAUAUUUUAUUUUUACAGGAAUCUUUCAGGCUUUACAUUUACAAGAACUCAAUGAAGUCAAGAACGCACCACACCUGCUUCUCUUCUGCUGCCAUUACUGCUGCUGCCCUUUUACGUUCGCUUGCCUCUCCUUCCGAGCAACCCCCUCAAUUUCCUUCUUUCCUUCCUCGGCGCAGUCGAGCAGUAGUGGUUCGGGUAUUGACUUCGGUCCGGUAGAAGUCGCGGAUUAGGAUUUUACUUAGGUAAUUAAAUAGGCUGUUUCAGUUGUUUUACUAGGCGUGGAUGCAUUUGUGUAAUGGAGUAGCUGUGAAUUGGAUGAAGCAAUUAAAUUCUCAGCUUGAUCUUGAACUUGAAACUUUAGAGCUAGUGGUCCCUGUGUGGCACUGAUAGAGCUAUAUUAGUUUUUUAUUUACUUUGGUUAACAAGUUUAGUUAGUGCUAUAAUUGUGCCUCUUCCUGUCUGGAUUGGUACUCUCUGCCCCUGUCUCAGUUAUGAGCCGGUUGUUGCUGCUUUGAAGAUAGCUAUUUAGUUAUUUGUUGCAUAA
Molecule: messenger RNA, 3152 nt
Organism: Zingiber officinale
Lineage: Eukaryota; Viridiplantae; Streptophyta; Magnoliopsida; Zingiberales; Zingiberaceae
Product: homeobox-leucine zipper protein ROC8-like
Exons: 10
Coding region: 250-2343 (697 amino acids)
Biological process (GO): regulation of DNA-templated transcription
Molecular function (GO): lipid binding; DNA binding; DNA-binding transcription factor activity, RNA polymerase II-specific
Source: RefSeq, a predicted model, not a curated record